This is a messenger RNA of Amoebophrya sp. A25, 2109 nucleotides long. The record is from the annotation of a GenBank genome assembly. Lineage: Eukaryota; Dinophyceae; Syndiniales; Amoebophryaceae.
GAACACUGCUGUGGGAUAGUAUCGACACCGCCAUGCCCGUCGUGAUGGGCAACCGUGGCAGUAAGUUGGGUACGGUGCCAUUUUUGGAGGUGCUGGUAACGCGGACAGCGAUUGCGAGUCGGGAUUUGGUGAUUCCCAUCCUAGAAGUCAACAUCGAUGACCUAGAGAUCAACUUUGACGAUGAAAUCAAAGAGGGCCUCGAGGAAUUUGCGCAGCUAGACCUAAGCGGCAAUGGGGCAGCCGUAGGCACGCUGGCGGACGACGGGAGCAGUGGGCAACUGGACUUUUUCAUUGACGGCUAUUCGAUUGAGGAUCAAUCAUACUUAUCGAGCUAUCUCUUGUCGCAACAAGCUUCUUCAAGAAGCAGUGCACCAAGAUCGUCCAGCGCGGGAAUCACUGGCUUGAGUGAGACAACCGCCGCUGAUGCUGCAGCCGACGGUGUCAGGGAAAGUAGACAGUCGCGAACGUUUGUGACUGCGCGGGAGAGUGAUGCAGGAAAAAAUUUGGUUGCUCCGACACAAUUUCAAGUGACGGAAGAGAAGCUGUUGCAUUAUCUUGACCGAUGUAAGGCGUUCGAGGGAGUCGCUUUGAAUAGCCUACCUCCGUUACAGCUGAACGACGUUGUCCACCUAGUUACAACCUCUAGCAGUAAUGACGUGCUGUCCCGUCUGCGCGACGUUGCGCGAAGAGGUUCGUACACCACGUCUGGAACCACCGGGUUCGCGUGUCGUGCAGCAGCUGCAAGCGGCCUCUCCAAUGUCGCGCCGCCUUCGAAUCUCAUGAGCUUCACGUCUCUGGCGGGUGACCUAGAUGAUAAUGAUCCAGUCUACAUGGAGACAUUGAUGUGCCAUGGAGAUCCACUAAAUAACAAGCUAGAGGACGCUAUCAGCAUAGCUGGGGCCACUCCUGGAGGGCCUGACGUGCUUAAUCAGGGUACUGAAACAAAAGAUGAUGGGACACCUUCACCAGGGCAAACCACGGCGCCGAAGACUCCGUUUGUCAAAAUGCGCGCUCACUACGUCAAGGCCUCCAGGCGACUGCGGGAAGCGCAGGAGAAGCGAGGUCUCCUAUCUCCGAGUGAUGCUUCGGCUAAUGCCACCGACGCUGCUGGCGCCGCUACCUGGAAAGAGGCGAUGUCGGGACUUCUUACGUGGAAGGAGGUCCAGCAUCUGGCAAAUGUUCCCGUGACCCUCGAUCCGCUCUAUAGGAUUCCCGAUGUGCCACCCAUAUUGCAGAUCGAUCAACUGCGUAUUUCUAAGGUAGGUCUCCUGGUCUGGGUGGAGCUCUUGCUGGACAAUAUCGACGGCUUGCCUGAAUCCGCGAAAACGGUACUUAGAGUUUUGUCUUUCGGGAAUUCGUUCACCGUGGAGCGCGGUGAGCUAGAAUUCCCUUCGCUUGGCGGCCCACCGCAGCAUUUAAGCACAUCCAAUACCUACGAAGAGCACGGUGGGUCAGGUGUGAGGAGCAGAGCGCAUUCAAAGGACGCGGCGUCCAGGCAAGUGGAACAAGGGGCCGGCGCGGCUUAUGAAAAUGACGAGACAAUCGUUCGCAUCACGCCCUUUCGCGGUUCGAUGGUCAACUUUGUCCAGAUUCUUCUCGACGUGUACACGCGAAACUUGGUUCAGAAUGUAAUGCACGUGAUCGGCAAAAGUGGCACGCUCACACUCGCGCGCUCGCCCCUGCAAGCACUGGCGAAGACUGGCACGCUUUUUGUGGACAGUUUUGGAGGCCUAUUAAGUGACGGAGCGCACAUUUUCUCUCAUUUCACCUUCGACGAAGACUACAUCCGUGAGCAGCGACGGAUCCGACGAAUGAAAAAGCAGGAAAUCGACGGCAUCCUUGCUGGAGGCGGGGAGGCUCUCAAAUCGCUGGGAGACGGCGCGGUUGGCCUGCUGGAUGUCUUCGUGAAGCCCAUCGAAGGUGCGCAAGAGGACGGCGUUGCAGGCUUUUUUACUGGCUUGGGCAAGGGGCUUAUGGGCACACUUGUCAAACCCGUCAGCAAAAUUGGGGAAGCGAUUUCUGAUGUUGGUCAAGGCAUCAGUGCUGGCAUCUCGAGCGACAAGAACCGGGGAGGUCGUUCCGCUCUGCAUCGGUCCCUUGUAGAGCGCA